Blepharisma stoltei is the source of this 2796-nucleotide messenger RNA. The record is from the annotation of a GenBank genome assembly. Lineage: Eukaryota; Ciliophora; Heterotrichea; Heterotrichida; Blepharismidae.
AUGGGAAGCGUUUGCACAUCAAUAAAGACACCAAAAGAAGUAAAAAUCGAAAGUGAUCGGAAGAACCAACAUGAAAGUGGGCUCACUUUCAAAGCUUCGUCAACAAACCUUAGCAAGCCAAAUUCAAGACAACUGAAAGAAGAAGGAAAAAACCAAAAGAAGCCAAGGCAUAAAGCUGCUGUCGAUGAAAGACUUGUUGAAGAUAAUGCCAUGGAAGCAUCGGCUGCAGAAAUAAUGGAUAAGCCUAAAACAGAAGAAGACGUUAAAAUGAUCAUGGCUGCUUUGAAUAAUCAUUUUAUUCUUAGAAGCUUAGAUGAAGACAGCCGAAAUAUGAUAGUUGAGGACAUGAAAUUUUAUGGCGCUUAUUUUUUUUAUUAAAUAAAAAUUACAUAUUUUGAAAAUUUUUUUAUUAUGUAUAAAAAAUUUUAUAUCAUCGGUCCUAAAGAAAUUAUUUUCGAACAAGGCCAGCCAGGGGUGUGCUUUUUUGUAGUAGCUAGUGGAAGGCUUGAAGUAAUUGUGAAUGGAGCCAGAAAAAACUUAUUAGGUCCAGGAAAUGGUUUUGGAGAGUUAGCCUUACUUGACAAUCGUCCAAGAACUGCAACUGUAAAGACUUACGAUAAAUGCACUUUAUGAGGAGUUGACAGAUUUGCUUUCAAAGAAGCUGUAAAAAAAGUCAAUGUGAUGAACCAUGAAGAAAACAAAGUGUUUAUAGACAGCGUUCCAUUAUUCCAAGCACUAACUCCUCAGCAAAAAGACUCUUUAUUAUCAGUGUUAACCACACAGAGAUGAACCAGUGGCCAAAAAAUAGUCAAAGAAGGCGAUGUAGGAAAUUUAUUUUAUAUAAUUAAAGAGGGAAUUGUCACUUGCACUCAAAAUGACAUUGAAAUUCGACAGAUGCAAAAAGGCGAUUUCUUUGGAGAGCAGGCCUUGCUCUAUAAUACUCCGAGAACAGCUACUGUGACUGCAAUUGGAGACGUCAAAGUAGUGUCAAUUAGCAGUGAUUCCUUGAUUGAUGUGUUGGGAAACUCCUUAGAACAGAUUUUAUAUAAAAACACACAGAGAAUAGCUUGUGAAAAAAGCCAAAAUUUAAAAGCUCUAUCGAUUGAUCAAAGAGAAAAAGUCCUUGAAAAGGUUGAGGUCGUCAAAUAUCAGCCUGGAGAAGUUAUUGUUCCAAGAGGAGGGAAAAUCGGAGAAAAAAUUUGAAUUAUUUUGAAAGGAAGGGUAAGAGGACCACAAGGAAGCAUUGAGGUAUUUUCUUGUAUUGGAGAUGAGGGAUUAGAUAAAAGCAUUCCUGAUGAGUAUCUCGUGGACUAUAUAGCAGAGUUAGAAACUGAUGUCAGCGAAAUCACCAAGGAAAAGCUUGAAGAGUGCAUUGGUGGAAAUUUCCUUCAAGUUACCAUUCAUAACGAAGCUUUAGCUGUCUUGAAAAAAGUUCAUCUAUUGCGUGGGCUUACACAAGAUAAAUUCGUUUCUCUUAUGAGAGCCUUAAAAGUUGUUCAUUUCUCUGACGGAGAUACUAUCGUCCUUCAAAGCAAUCCAGGCGACUCAUUCUACAUCAUCAAAACAGGCAAAGUAAACGUCUUCAAAAAUGAUGCAAAAAUAAGAACAAUCACAAAGCAUGACUAUUUUGGAGAAAGAUCAGUGCUUUUUAAUGACUUUCGUACUGCAACUGUUUUUGCUGAUGGCCCAGUAAGUUGCUGGCUAUUAGAAAAAGAGGAUUUUCUAAAUAUCAUAGAUGAAGAGAUCAGAAAACAGCUGGUAAGAAGAAUUGACCUUCAAGAUGACUCAAUAGCAUUAAAGGAUCUAAUUCCUAUCAAAACUAUUGGCAAAGGAAUGUUUGGAAAUGUGAUUUUAGUUGCAAAUAAAACCAAUAGAAAUAUGUACGCUUUGAAAACUGUAACACGAGAAAAAAUCGACGUUUUUGGGCUAUAUGAGAAUUUGAGACUAGAAAGGACAAUUUCUCUGCAGCUUGACCAUACAAUGAUUGCUAAAUUGAUAAAAACGUACAAAGACCCUAAAAGAGUUUACUUUCUAAUGGAGUAUGUAAUGGGGAAUGAUUUAUUUGACGUCCUUCGAGACAUGCAGUUAGUGAAAGAUGCCGACGCCAAAUACUAUGCUGCUUCAAUUGUUGUAAUGCUCGAGCAUCUUCAUGAAAGAGACAUUAUAUAUAGAGACCUUAAGCCAGAAAACAUCAUGAUUGAUGAAGAAGGCUACCCAAAAUUAAUUGAUUUUGGGACAGCCAAAAUAGUACACGGAAGGACGUAUACUACUGUAGGAACUCCACAUUACAUGGCCCCAGAAAUCAUCCUGGGCAGCGGAUAUAAUUUUGCUGCUGACUGGUGGAGCUUAGGAAUCAUGAUUUAUGAAUUCCUAUAUGGAGGAGUCCCAUUCGGUGAAGACGAGGACGACACCCAAAAAGUCUACCAAAAGAUCCUGGAGCAUAAAAUCACCUGGCAAGGCCAAGCAGACCCAACAUCCCAAGCCAAGCCUUUGAUAUUCCAGCUGCUUAAUAAAAACCCAGCAGCAAGGACUGGUGGAAGCAUAGAGAACUUAAAGAAUCACAAGUGAUUCGCCAACUUCAAUUGGGUAAUUUUUACGUAGGAUCGUCUUUUAUCGAGACAGCUAAAAAUGCCUUAUCUCCCUAAGCUGAAGUCUUUGCAUGAUGAAAUAGAAGCAGCUUUCUCUAAUAGUAAUGAGCUGGAGCUAUUUCUUCAGAUUGAAGAAGACCAAGAUGUUCUACCAAACAUUCGACUUCGUGAGCGAAAUCAAAUUCAAAACUGGGAUGAAGAUUUUUAG